AUAGAUAGAUCAGAGGGACGCCGGUUAGGUCGCCUGCUAGCUCCGGCGACAUGGCACUCAACUACAUGGGCGCCGCGGCCAUCAAUGCGGUGGCGGCCCUGCUGUCCAUCCCGGUGAUCGCGGCCGGCAUCUGGCUCUCCACGCAGGCCGACAACGCCUGCGUCCAGAUCCUCCAGUGGCCGCUCAUCGGCCUCGGUGUCGCCGUCCUCGCCGUCGGCCUGGCGGGCUUCAUCGGCGCCUUCUGGCGCCUGCCCUGGCUCCUCCUCGCCUACAUGGUUCUCAUGCUCCUCCUCGUCGCCGCGCUCGCCUGCGUUGCCGUCUUCGUCUUCGUCGCCACCGCCGGCACCUCCGGUCGGCCCGUGCCCAGCCGCGCCUUCCUUGAGUACGACCUCUCCGACUACUCCGGCUGGCUGCGCCGCCGCGUCGCGGAUGAGCCGGCGAGGUGGGACGAGAUCAAGACGUGCCUCGCCGCCACCGCGCCCGUCUGCUCCGAGCUCAACCAGACGUACGCCGCGCCGCAGGACUUCUUCGCCGCCUGGCUCUCCCCGAUGCAGUCCGGCUGCUGCAAGCCGCCGACGAGGUGCGGCUACACGUUCGUCAGCGCGACAAACUGGAUCAGCCCGAUCGACACCGCCGCCGACCCCGACUGCGCCGCCUGGAGCAACGACCAGGACCGGCUCUGCUACUCCUGCGACUCCUGCAAGGCCGGCCUGCUGCAGAACCUCCGCCGGGAGUGGCGACGCGCAGACGUCGUCCUCGCCGUCACCGUCGUCGCCCUCCUUGCAGUCUACGCCAUGGGCUGCUACGCGUUCCGCACCGCCAGGACGGACGAGCUCUUCCGCCGCUACCGGCAGGGCUACACGUAAUUUAAUUUAUAUGGAUCCAAUGUUCACAUUUCCUGAAAAUUUACAUACAUUUAUUUGUACUUCAUCUGUUCCUUUAUAUAGAGGAGUGUUCGGAGUCCCUUCGCUCCCGACUCAGGCUGGUCAUAAUGGAGAGUAUCAUAUAAUAGUAUCAUGCAUAUGAUA
Hordeum vulgare subsp. vulgare (domesticated barley) is the source of this 1028-nucleotide messenger RNA. Its product is annotated as protein TORNADO 2-like. Gene Ontology annotation, biological process: auxin-activated signaling pathway. NCBI's taxonomy places the organism in Eukaryota, Viridiplantae, Streptophyta, Magnoliopsida, Poales, Poaceae. The transcript has a single exon. Gene Ontology annotation, cellular component: plasmodesma; plasma membrane. The record is from RefSeq and is a predicted model, not a curated record. The coding region runs from base 51 to 866 and encodes 271 amino acids.